Messenger RNA from Aureobasidium subglaciale EXF-2481, 2497 nucleotides. RefSeq lists its product as uncharacterized. The record is from RefSeq and is a predicted model, not a curated record. Gene Ontology annotation, molecular function: FAD binding; long-chain-alcohol oxidase activity. Lineage: Eukaryota; Fungi; Ascomycota; Dothideomycetes; Dothideales; Saccotheciaceae. The coding region runs from base 1 to 2313 and encodes 770 amino acids. The transcript has 2 exons.
AUGUCAAACCAACGUCGUAUCACCCAACAGACUCCCAGUCCCCUAUCUCCUUUCCAGGGCGACCAAAUCUUGACGGAGAGUCAGUGGACCACGUUGGCCUCAAUCGUUGAUACCAUAAUAUCCCCAGGGACACAAGCUAUUGGGGAUAGCACCCAGGAGUCACAAUUUAAAGCCGCCGUUGAUACCAUCAAACACCAUACAGCCGUUGAAGAUGAAGCCUUGUUGUCCGAAUACCUUGCAGAGUCGGCAACUUCGACUCCCGAGUUCAAAGAAUCGAUUCAGAGACUACUGGCGACACAGACUCAUAAAGACGGGAUCAAGGAGCUCUUGGGUGUUCUCGAUGCAUUGACUAACGCCCGCACCUCAUGGCUCUUGACUGGUCAUCUGACACCGUUUGCACAACUAUCUCUACGCCAGCGAGAGAAGGUCGUUCAGUCAUGGGCGACAGCACGGUUGCAAGUGUUCCGCGUGCUCUUCAGGACGUUUAGCGACAUGGGAAAAGCAUACUGGACACGGACUUCGCCCACCCUUGGCCGGAUGCUUGCUUACCCCUACACCCCUAUUAACCAUAGUUACGGUCCAGGCUAUGACUUUCCCUUUGUUGUGUUUCCGCCACUUCCUCAAGGGUCUACACUUAUCCCAGCAACCUUGGAGACCGAUGUGCUUAUCGUCGGUAGUGGUUGCACUGGUGCAGUCGCGGCUUCUGUCCUGGCACGUUCUGGACUUGACGUUGUAGUAGCUGAGAAGGGUUAUCACUGGAAGCCGACGCAUCUGCCUAUGUCAGAGAAAGAUGGAAUGGUACAUCUCUUUGCAAAUGGAGGUGUCACACUCGCGGACAGUGGAAAGAUGGGCAUUCUAGCUGGAUCAUGCUUCGGUGGUGGCGGUACCGUGAACUGGUCUGCAUCACUUCAGCUCCAGCCUUAUGUCCGACAAGAGUUCGCAAAGCAGCACAACUUGCCUUACUUUGAAAGCACAGCGUUCCAACAAGACAUGGACGCUGUCUGCGAAACGAUGGGUGUUGGCACUCAAGGCAUCAAGCACAAUCCUGGAAACCAAAUGCUUCUCGAUGGAGCCCAGAAAUUGGGCAUGAGAGCCAAGCCUGUGCCUCAAAAUACCGGCGGUGAAGUUCAUCAAUGCGGUUAUUGCACACUUGGAUGUGGAAGCUGCGGUAAAAAAGGACCGACAGAAAGUUGGCUUCCUGACGCUGCCCGCCACGGCGCCAAAUUCGUCGAAGGCUUCCAAUGUGAGAAAGUAAUCUUCGCCGAGGACGAAACAAAAGACGGAAAGAAAAUCGCUAUCGGAGCUCGAGGCGUUUGGACAUCUCGAGAUGAAUCCGGCGGCGUUUCUGGAAUGGUGUAUAGGCGUCCUGUAACGAUUUACGCCAGGCGUGCCGUAGUCGUGGCUGCUGGUGCGCUGGGAGGUUCUGCAUUGCUGCUUGAGAGAAGCGGUAUUCAGAACCCCCAUCUUGGCAAGCACCUGAAAUUGCAUCCCGUCAACACUCUAUUCGGCGUCUUUGAUCAAGACAUUAUGCCGUGGGAAGGUGGUAUAUUAACCUCUGUCGUCACCGAAUACGAGAAUAUUAAUUCGACCGGAUUUGGCUGCAAAUUGGAAGGCCUCACCAUGCUCCCGAGUCUGGCACUGCCUUUGAUGCCGUGGACGUCUGCUCUGGAGUGGAAGGUACAUGCUGCCAAGUUCAAGCGCAUGACAGGCUGGAUUUCACUCGCCAGAGACAAGGGCGAAGGCGAAGUCUACGCUGAUCCGGAAGACAAGUAUCGAGUCAGAGUCAAGUACGACACAGCAAAGUCGGAUCAGAAGAACAUUGCAGUCGGCCUAGUCGCACUCGCGAAAAUUGCCUAUAUCGAAGGUGCACGCGAGAUUCACGUUGGUGUUGCGGGCGUACCUCCAUACAUACGCCGGCCAUCUGUCAAAACGUACUCAUCGGCGAUCGAUGCCAGCCAGGCUGGGGUAGUUGAUGGAGCCAAGGCAAUCACGAACGACCCCGAAUUCUUAAAGUGGCUCUCCGGUCUGGAGCUGUUUGCUGCCAACGGCCUUCCUGGAGAUGCUGCCCAGGUGUCAGCGCACCAGAUGGGUACGACUAGGAUGGGCUCUUCACGGGCAACCAGUGUCGUGAACUCGCGGGGCGCUGUGUGGGACACGCAAUCACUUUUUGUUGCAGACACUUCUGUACUACCAGGAGCGAGUGGUGUAAAUCCAAUGAUUACAGGUAUGGCGGUAGCAAGAGGUAUCGCGCGAGGUAUCAUCGAAGACUUGGGUCUGCCUUCUACACAAGAAUCACCAAAGGCGAGACUGUGAACAAAGCAAUGCGACCAAGUGGUUGGGUGUGCGGGUUUGCUCUGCUCGAGCUGCCUCGCAUCCCAAGCGAGUCAUUAAGCUUAAAUUGGGCGAAAUCUGUUACAUAAGAUCUAUAGUCAAUCUAUUUACCGAGUAAUUUUAUACUUUGUGGUAUGCAUAGCUGGAGCAACCAAGGAAACGCCAU